GAUAGCUCUGCAGCUCACCAUUCUUGAUAUUUUAGCCUACGAAGAAUGCAAACCAUAACCAGAACAAGAGUCAGUUGUGAAUACAGUCCCGCCGGAAUUUCGUCUCAUCGUCCUCGUCGCUGCACAUAUUAGCUGCUUCUAUCCUCAAAACUACAGAAACUAACCGACCCAGAUAUUACUACCCUCAGAAAGGACAACCUCAUUUGACGACCACAACCCACAUUACGCAAGGUUACCCCGGAGCACACUCCUAUCGGAAAUAAGCAGUUCAUACGUAUUCAAUUUUGUGAUAGCCUUCAUUCUUGAUCUUGCUUUAUUUUACUGCACAGGCCUGCGCUUUGUCGAGACAGUGUUUUUGUCUUUAUGUACUUGAGCACCAGGUAGUACUAGUAGUCACUCCACGAAUAGCCUACUGAGUAUAGGUUUUUUACAGCACCUUUUUUUUGCAAGUGUAGUACAGUUUCCUGUGUAAAGAGUACUUAAAUAGUUAGAAGGAAACGCAUGUCCCUGUGCUGAGCUUUACCGUAUACUUUUCAAGCUGAACAACAUGGCAGGCGGUUCUCGGAAAAAGAAGAAUCCGCGCGGCGGCGCGGGAGGAGCCGUAGGGGGAGACAGCGAGGACUCAGAAACGGGCUAUGCUAGUGACCAGGACCAGCAAAGCAUCAAAGGGGCACACAACAGCAAGCACCAGGCCGCCCACACCUCCACAGCAAAUUCUACUUCCCCCGGAACUGCAAGCACGAAGCAGCUGGACCGCGGGGCAUUUAAGCUCGAGAAAAUGUGCAUCCACUGCAACCGGCCGUUUUCUUGGCGCAAAAAGUGGGAUAUGCAGUGCAAAUAUGUCUGGGUCUGGAAGGACGCGAACUUGUGAUGCGUAUUUCACAACGCCCACAAAUCUCUUAUGCAUAGGCAGCAAAAGAUAAAGAUGGCCAUUUCCUCUUCCUGUCACCAGAAUGGGGGAUCUGUCAUGCGGAUUAGGCAUCGCAGGAGCUUCUCGAAAUCUGUGAUGCUAGGUCUGCCAUGAUAGACCUUCUGUGCCAUGCAAAAACAGCAUGACAAACCUUGCAUCCUUCCAGACCCAGACAUAUUUGGGUUUAAUAUGGGAACGGUGUUGGGACGAAGUGCAGACCUGCUCCAAUGCGUGUAAACGAGAGCGGAAAAGAAAACACUUCGGAACUAAUUUGAAUGCAGACAAUGACCCACUAACACCACAACUUCUGCCAGAGGAGCAAGACGGCGGCCAGAUAGGGGAAGGCGAAGAAAUAGGAAACUCAGCAACGACAAACACUUCUGCUCUACCACAAGCUUCUGCCAGCAGCGGCGCCUCCGCUAGUACCGCCACCUCCGAGAUGUUGAAAAAGUCUAGUGCGAACUAUAGUACCAAAAACGCAGGGGCAGGAGCAGGAACACCCACAACAGCGCACGAGAGGCGCACGAAGGAGUGCGACGUGUGCAAAACCCCCGUGCAGCUGGCGUAUAGGUUAUCAAAUGCAAUAAAUAUGUCUGGGUCUGGUUGGAAGGAUGCAACGUUUGUCAUGCACAUUUUGCAUUACUCCUGAUGUCUGUGAUGCAUGCCCUAGCAUCACAGAUGUUGGGAAGGCUCCCUGAUGCCUAUACCGCAUGAGAAAUGCCCUUACGCCGUGGCAAAAACUAGACCUCUUUUGCUGUUCAUGCAAUACAGAUUUUUGGAGAAUGCAGACGCAGCAUCACAAGUUGCAUCCUUCCAGACCCACACAUUUUUGCAGUUGAUAUAGGUGUAAGUGGGACAAAUCAAAACAGUGGCGGUUCGUGUGCCGGCCCUGCUGGCCAGUAGUCAGUCAACAGGAAUAUUUGGAACAAAAUAGUAAGGCGACAAAAAAUCACGGACAGAACAAGCAGCUUCCAGGGCUGCUAGGGAACCCCUUCUACUAUCAAAUGCAAAAAUGUCUGGGUCUGGAAGAAUGCAAGUUUGUCAUGCUUGUCUGGCAUGAGUCGAGAAUCUGUGUUGCAUAGCCACGAAAAGGCCCUCUUACCUGUCAUGCAAAAACGCAGAAGUUUGCAAUGCGGAAUACGUAAGACAUGGCAACCAAAAAAUUUGUCAUGCGUAGCUGCGUAUUGCAGUGCGUUUAUAAUUCACCUUUCGCAUUACAUUUAAGUACAAGUUUCCAGACCCAGACAUAUUUGCACUCCAUAUCUACGUCUACGGCGGUACCUGGAAAGCGACCAUUGGGUUGACGAAAAAUGAAAUUUUGAACGAACAGCAAACGACAACCGCGAAAACUCGUCUAGAAGUUGCCAUAGGGUCAGGACUUCCUCAACUAGGAGAUGAAGUAGGUCUUGUGCAACAUGGAUCUACUUCUGGUCAACUACAUAACCCGGCGAAAGCAGGGGACCGGAUGGUCGAGCUCGACGAUAAGGCGAGCCACGAAGUAAUGCCUUUCAACUACUACACUUCUGGUGAACAAGCUGCACAGGAGAGUUGGGCGGAGGCGCAGCUACCUCAAGAAGUUCUUCAUGGUCCCGGUGUUGCGUUUCAAGCUCCCGUUGUAGUUGAAAAAAUCCUUCGGGACGAUGAUAAAGAUGAAUUUACUGCGUGA
Messenger RNA from Amoebophrya sp. A120, 2576 nucleotides. The record is from the annotation of a GenBank genome assembly. NCBI's taxonomy places the organism in Eukaryota, Dinophyceae, Syndiniales, Amoebophryaceae.